AUGCCUGAUGGCAGACAAACAACCAAUGGGGAUUACGAAGAUAUCUCGUGGUACACAUUCGCCGAUAUUGAUCAACCUAGAUUGAUGUCGUGGGAGGCUAGAUCUGAUUCUGAUCGUAGCUAUAUAGGCAUUGGAACAAAUAAUGUAAUUUCGACUCAUUUUAACACAAGUGUAUCUCAAAAAGAUUACGAGCUUCCUAGCGGGUGGAUAGUGCUUGUAGCAGAUUUCAAGAAAUUUAAAUUAGUGAUGAAAACUUGA
Molecule: messenger RNA, 258 nt
Organism: Botrytis byssoidea
Lineage: Eukaryota; Fungi; Ascomycota; Leotiomycetes; Helotiales; Sclerotiniaceae
Exons: 2
Coding region: 1-258 (85 amino acids)
Source: RefSeq, a predicted model, not a curated record